AUGAUGGGGUCAUUUGUUUCGAAAGCUCUCUUGUUGGUAUUUGGUUAUUCUUUGCCGGCUUAUGAAUGUUUCAAAACUGUGGACAAGAGUAAGCCAGAGAUUGAGCGACUAGUAUUUUGGUGCCAAUACUGGAUCGUAGUUGCUUUCCUUACGGUUGUUGGAGGAUUGGGGGAUACUUUUAUUUCAUGGGUACCAUUGUACAACGAAGCAAAGUUAGCAUUCUUUGUGUAUCUCUGGUAUUCUAAAACAGAAGGUAGUAUUCAUCUUUACAGUUCCUUCAUCCGGCCUUAUAUGGUGAAACAUGAGAAGGAAAUCAAUGAUAGCUUGUCAGAGCUGAGAGUCAAAGCUACGGAUAUUGUAGGAUUCGCUUGGCGUAAGGCUGUGAUUUACGGCAUAAACGGAUUCACUGGUAUUUUAAACCAGUUUCCUUCUUUGGUUGUGCAGCCUCGUAUUAAUCAGGUGCAUAUGGAUAAGCAAGGUAGCCCCUGA
Molecule: messenger RNA, 489 nt
Organism: Gastrolobium bilobum
Lineage: Eukaryota; Viridiplantae; Streptophyta; Magnoliopsida; Fabales; Fabaceae
Product: HVA22-like protein i
Exons: 5
Coding region: 1-489 (162 amino acids)
Source: RefSeq, a predicted model, not a curated record